GUGGCUUCGGAAUUGUUUGGAUAUUUUCCAAGAAAUUAAAUGGCGUAAACAACAACAACAAUUAAAACCCAUUUUGUCCUUUUUAGAUAUGGAAAGCAAUAUACAGGCAAUGGCUUAGUUACUCACUGUUGUGUAAUAUCUUGUGAACAGAAGUCACCGUGGAGUCAUGGAGGAAGACAUGUAUUACGGAGAUGGUUUGUCUGAUAUUGGAGAUUUGGGAGAUAUUGAUGAAGAUUUAUUGAGAGCUUAUCUUGACGGAGAUGAAGUGAGUCCAGAGAUUGAAGAGCUUCUGAAAGCAUAUGGCCAGGAGGCACCAGAGGCACUGUCACGUGUAACAGUAAAGGAAUUAUGGGAAAAUUGUUUAUCACCAACAUUUUUCCAGACUGUAGAGAAUCUCCUCCCUCUAUUUCUACUUUGUUUUGUUUUUAAACUGAUCUGCUCCUUCUCUAAAUCAGGAUCUGAUGACCAAGAUAUUCCACCAUGGCUUAUUCACCUGUCAAGUUUGAUGUUUGGACUUCUUGCCCUGCACAUGUUUUUCCAGCGGAACCUUUUCUAUCUCUUACUGUGUAGUAUACUGGCCUUUGCUGUACUGGUGAUAACAAACUGGAGGAACCGAGAUUAUUGUGGCCUCUCACUCUCAGUAUUUAUCAUAGUUUAUCUUGUUGCCUGUGAAUUUCUUAUGGACAAAACUGUCUGGCACAGUAUUAGAGGGGCACAGAUUAUUUUAUCUAUGAAGAUAAUAGGGCUUGCGUUUGAUCUCAGUACAGGUGCGAUGAUCGAGUUCCCGAGUGUAUUUGCUUUUUUCGGCUACAAUUUCUGUGUAGGAACAGUUAUAUUUGGGCCGUGGAUCAGCUUUUCUGAAUAUAAACAUAUACUGUCUCAGCAUAAAAGACCAAUGAAAGUAUUUUGGGUUUUAAAAGUACUGUUUAGUUUGAUAUGUGCCCUGUUAUGUGUUGUGUGCUCUACUUGCCUUGUACACUGGCUUAUACUGGAUACAAACUUUAAAUGGAUUGUUGCAUAUAGAGAUGCCCAGUCAUUUAGGUUUAGUCAUUAUUUUGUCAGCUUUUUAUCUGAGGUUACAGUUAUACUAUGUGGUCUUGGUGCAACACACCUUAAUGAUGAUGUUAGAUGGGACCUAAGAGUUAGCAAACCUUAUCAUAUAGAAGUACCUAGAUCAUUAGUGGAGGUGGUAACAAAUUGGAACAUCCCAAUGCAUACUUGGCUUAAAAAUUAUGUUUUCAAAUCAGCUCGUCCUCUUGGAAAUUUUGCAGCAAUAUUUCUUACAUAUGUAGCAAGUGCUCUUUUACAUGGUUUAAAUUUUCAACUAGCAGCUGUAUUAUUAUCACUGGGUGUUUAUACCUAUGUAGAAUAUGUUUUUAGAAAUAAAUUGUCAGUUAUAUUUGAUGCCUGUAUAAAAGCUAGAAGAUGUAAAGAAGGCUGUGGACAUGCUUAUAAAUAUAGUCAUCCAUAUGUGAUAACAGCUAACCUGUUAUUUGGCAGUGUUGCUGUAUUUCAUCUUGCCUAUCUUGGCCUUAUGUUUGAUCACAGCUCUAGUGAAGAAUCUGGCUACAGUAUGGAACAUACAUUAAGCAAAUGGUCUUCUCUGAACUAUCUAAGUCACUGGGUUAUCCUUGGGACUUUCCUAUUCCAUGUGAUUAUAUGAUUAUGAUUGGAUAAUAUAAAGACAUGUGACUUUUGUCUGUCAUAUUAUUGGAUAACAAAAUAACAUUUGGUAUUUGUCUUAUUAAAUUGGUUAGUGAAUAGUGAUAUGACUGCCAUUUAAUUAUAUAAUGAAUAAAUGUCAGGAUGUGAUUGGACGAAAAUAUGUCGUAUAAUUUCUGUCACACCAUUGGACAGAAAAAGAUCAUGUGAUUUUUGCCUGUUAAAUGAUUGCCUGGGAAAAAUAUUACAUAAUUUGUCAUAGUGAAAAGAGCAUUUAAUUUUGUCUGUCAAGCAAUUACUGAAUAUAUGUUAUAUAAUUUUCUUGUUAUAUGAUUGGAUAGUAAGAUGUCAUGUGACUGUGUCUUAUGAGGUCACAUGACUUUGUCUGAAACAGAUCAUUAUCAGAUAUUAUAAGUUUCACCAAUGAUGAUGUUAUCCUUUCAGAUAUCUAAAAAAAGAUCAUAAUUAUGUUUAAAUGCAAGUAAUUGAGAGUAAGAUUUGUUGUAAACAAACAUGUCUUUUACAUAUAGAUCUGUGUUGAAAUAGACAUUUUAAAAUCUGUUUUGUUUUGUACUGUUACCUAGUUUAUCAUGAAAUUAUAUUUUAAGAAAGCAUAUACUGGGUAUGUAAGGGUAAAUGAUUUUCAUAGGAAAUACAUAUGUAUAAGAUUUAGAGUGUUUAAUGAAAUAUAAUGAUCAGGGGCCCAAGUGUCAAGCACUUAUAUCUUUAUUUGACUUUAUUUUAUUGUGUUUAGAAAGUGAAUGUGUGCAAGUAUGAACCUCAUUUGACUUUUAAACAUCACUUUGAAGUCUAAUUAGAUGUUUCAGGGUACUAUAGCAAGCUAACUCAAGUACUAUGUGGGGUGUUUUACAUUUGAGGAUAGGGGGAGGGGUUCUAAUCAGUACCGGACUGAAACGUGAGCGUAAGCUAUCAUUCAUGUUAAAAGACUGCUAGUUAGUGAGGUAAACAGUGAUUGCACCAUUGUAGACUGUGAAAGUUUAAUUAGACUGGAUUCAAUACCUUAAAUUAUUUAUUAGGAGUUGGUUGGUCUACCACCACAGCAUCCUACCCCCACCCCCCAACCCCCAAUUUUGAAUAUGUUUCUCAUUGAUUUUUCACAAUUUAGAAUUGCAAUGCUCAUAUUUAUUAUCUGUACAAAAGUCUAAAUGUCUUAGCAAUUUAUUUCAAAAUAUUUUAUUUGCAUUAAGAGCUGUAUGAAAAGUAAGCCCACUCUAGAUUAGUGAUUUUACACAUGUCCUUAGAACGAGAGGUAAUAGAAACUAUUCAGACCUAUUUGUCUUGAAGUGAUAAUUUAUUUAACACUGUGCCUGACUGAUGUUAUGUAUUAUGCCAUAUGUGAUGUCAUGAUGUGAUGUCAGAAUUUGAAGAUAUUUUUGUAAUUCAGUUCAUGAUAAAUCAUGCAUAGAUACAGGUUUUCUGGUCAAUAUGAAUGAAAACAUCUAGAUAAACUUUUCCGUAUUGCACACUUUGUAUUGCUUAGAUUUUUAUGUCAGGAAUCUGUAUCAUCAGGAAAAAAAAUUUCCUUAAGUUUUGUUAAGAUUUUUACUACCAACAGUAUGUUAUAGAAAUAAAUAAUUGCAAGCUCUUUAGAAUACAACUGUACAUGUUCAUAUUUAGUGAUACAACCAUUAGAAUAGCACACUUGCAUAAUAUUCCCUAUAUAAUACAUAUAGCAUGUUUGACAUUUUUCAUGAGUUAUUCUUUUAAGAAAAA
This is a messenger RNA of Ruditapes philippinarum (Manila clam), 3396 nucleotides long. RefSeq names its product protein-serine O-palmitoleoyltransferase porcupine-like. Bases 167 to 1663 code for a protein of 498 amino acids. The transcript has 14 exons. The record is from RefSeq and is a predicted model, not a curated record. Gene Ontology annotation, molecular function: palmitoleoyltransferase activity; Wnt-protein binding. NCBI's taxonomy places the organism in Eukaryota, Metazoa, Mollusca, Bivalvia, Venerida, Veneridae. Gene Ontology annotation, cellular component: endoplasmic reticulum; membrane. Gene Ontology annotation, biological process: lipid modification; Wnt protein secretion; canonical Wnt signaling pathway.